AACCAAUGUGCCCCACCGAGUUACCUGGUGAACGUUGGUCACAGUUAACAAUAGAUGUUUGCGGUCCCUUUCCAACAGGCGAGUAUGUAGUCGUUGUCACAGAUUACUACUCCAGGUGGUCUGAAGCGAAGAUCUUAAAAACCGUUACAUCAGCUAAUAUCCUAAAGUGGCUAAACGAAGUAUUUGCGCAACAUGGAUAUCCACACGUUCUCAAGUCCGACAAUGCAUCAUACUUCACGUCAGAAGAGUUUAAGUCGACACUCAACUCCUGGAGGAUACAAUUACGAACAGUAACUGAAUAUUGGCACCAAGCCAAUGGACAAGUCGAAAAGUUUAACGAA
Messenger RNA from Paramuricea clavata, 341 nucleotides. NCBI's taxonomy places the organism in Eukaryota, Metazoa, Cnidaria, Anthozoa, Malacalcyonacea, Plexauridae. The record is from the annotation of a GenBank genome assembly.